Ascochyta rabiei is the source of this 1644-nucleotide messenger RNA. RefSeq lists its product as uncharacterized. NCBI's taxonomy places the organism in Eukaryota, Fungi, Ascomycota, Dothideomycetes, Pleosporales, Didymellaceae. The transcript is spliced from 3 exons. The coding region runs from base 1 to 1644 and encodes 547 amino acids. The record is from RefSeq and is a predicted model, not a curated record.
AUGGUUGCUUUCUCGAGGUUCUGCGCUGCGCUGACGCUGCUCGGGCACGGCAUCACAGCUAGUCGAGUGCUCACGAAACGCAACGAUACAGAAAGCUAUGCGACAAAUCUGCUGCACGAGUCUAUGGACUGGCUGGACAUGUACUACGACAACGAGAGAGGCUAUCUGUUCAGUCUUGAUUCUGCGGCCUUGGUCCAUGAGACAAGAUCGAGUGCGUGGUACGCAGCAGGUUUGUUGGCGAGGAAUGAGGCCGACGAUGCUGAGCAAGCUGUGCGCAUCGUGACCAAUAUCAUUGGGGGGCAGUUUAAGAAUAAGAGUCUGCAGUGGUUUGGCGACUACCAAAUUUACCCUGAAGAGCCUACCGUGGGAACUGAACAGUACGAGCCCAAGAUCUACAACUCGUGGGAUCCGAAUUGGCGUGGUUUCGUCGGCACGACAUUCGUGCUGAUGCUCGAAGAGUUCCCACACCUCAUACCGCAGGACACGCAAGAAUACAUGAUCCAGAGCCUGUUCAACACCACCAUUGGGGAUAGCUACCGCGUGGGUGGUGUCGACGACGAUAACCUGUACCCAGCAUACAGCAACCCUUCCAUUAUGAGAGCCUUUGUUUCAGGCUGGGUCGGCCGCCGAGUCAACGACUCGAACAUGACGACCGCAGGAGAGGCAUACGCACAAGAGGUCGUUGACCUAUUCAAACGGGACAACACUCUCUCCGAAUUCAACUCUGGCACCUACGCCGGCGUUUCCCUGUUCGCGCUUACACUCUGGGCGAAGUACCUACCACAAGACAGCGUGAUGGGUCAGUAUGGCGGCGAGAUGAUCAAAUACACGUGGGCUUCGCUCGGACAACUGUACAACGCCAAUCUCAAAAAUGUUGCUGGACCAUGGGAUCGCAGCUACGGAUAUGACAUGAAUCGAUACCUCAGUAUUCUCGCGCUGCAAAUGUGGACGCUGGUUGGCAAAGAGAAUGCGCCUAUCAAUGCAAAGCCGUACGCCAUGGGUCACAAGGAUGACUUUGCUAUCUCUCCACUCAUCGCAAUUCUUGCACCCUUCCACAACACCCUGGUCUCCAACACCACGCUCUCCACACUCACGACCUUCCCUGGCACGCAUGCAGUCAACACCUCCGCCUUCUCGCCACCCUUUGACACCUACCCACGCAACAUCACCGCAUGGAUGAGUGCCAACUUAACCAUCGGCGCCGAAUCCUUCAGCGAGAACGUCAUCGGCGGCCCAGCAAAGAACCCAAACUCCUUCAACCCUGCAGUCGUACAAUGGGGCAGAAAAGACGGAUCUGUCGGCUGGCUGAGUCUGUACGCACAGGUCUACGCUCUCGAUGCAUCCAACGGUCCCAACUACCUCGAUCUCUCCUACCCCCAGGGUAACUCGAGCAGCGGCUUUUCAUUCCUCGUUGGAACAAAUGGCUGGAGCGGUAAGAGGGAUGUCAAGUCGUGGGCAGAUGUUGAGGGUAUCAGUGUGAAUGUUACGGGCUCGGUGGAUCAGAACUACACGGUUACCUUUAAUGGUGCGGUUGGUGGUGCUGGGCAGACGGUGAAUGAGUUUGAGUUCUGGAACUUUACGUAUUUGAUGCCCGGGGGGAGUCGGGAUGUGCCGAGGGUGAGGCUGGAGUUUGAACUCCAGUGA